This is a messenger RNA of Entrophospora candida, 906 nucleotides long. Lineage: Eukaryota; Fungi; Glomeromycota; Glomeromycetes; Entrophosporales; Entrophosporaceae. The record is from the annotation of a GenBank genome assembly.
AUGUCUUUACAAAACGGUAUGAAAGAAUUGAAGGACCUAAAACUAAAAAUGGAUAGAAAUGCACGUAGAAGGGAGAGAAGACGCCUAAGAAAAUUCCAAAAGACAAAAAAACCACGUCCACCAAACAGUUUUAUCUUGUAUAGAACCUACAUGCAAAAUGCAAUAAUAAAUAAAUCCAAUAAAUCCCCAACAAAUAUGAGGGUAGCUUCUAAAAAAAUAUCAGAAUUAUGGAAGCACGAACCAAACGCCAUUAAAACUUUCUGGUAUCAGCUGGCAGUUAAAGAAAAAUCAAGAACUUCGGAUAAAACAGUAUCAGAAAUUGUCAGCUCGUUAAACCAUCCAAUGUCUAAGGUUACGUCGUUUGCCCAUCUCUCAACAACAACGACAUCUAAUUUAGACGAAGAAAAAUACGAGCCACAAAUCACAUUCAUUAUAAAUGAAAAUAAUAUGAUAACGCAACAAUCUUUUCAAAAAUCUUUCCAAAACGUGUCACCAGCCAGUUGCAACAGCAACAAAAAUAAUAACGGCGAUGCCAACUAUCAUCAUAAUGCAUAUAAUGAAAGUGUUUAUUUGUUAUCAAUGAAUGACAUGACAUCUCCUCCUUCUAUAUCUCAUCCUCCUAAUUUUUAUUCGGGGCCUUCCUCUUUGGCUCACUCACCCCAGUCAUUACCAAUUUUUUCAUGUGAAAAAAACAUUUUUUUAAAUAGUUCAUUCAAUAAUCAGAACGUUUUAAGAGAUCCAUGUUUAGUGGAGACUUUUUAUGACACCGCAAAAUAUCACAUAGACGAUAAAAUUAAAGACGCAAAUUUCAACACUUCUCCGUUGAUUGAGUUUACUACAUGCGAACAAGAGCCUUUGGCGCCAUUGUUUGAUCUUUUGGAUAAUAACAAUGAAAAUAUCCAGUAA